This is a messenger RNA of Menidia menidia (Atlantic silverside), 639 nucleotides long. The record is from the annotation of a GenBank genome assembly. NCBI's taxonomy places the organism in Eukaryota, Metazoa, Chordata, Actinopteri, Atheriniformes, Atherinopsidae.
AUGAUGGGCCUCUCACACACGCUCCUCCUGUACGCGCUGCUGUGCGUUCACCUCGGAGUUUCACAGCAUUUCCUUCGCCUCCGUCCGUCGCCCAGUGACAACCUCCCCGUCCCCGACCUGAAGGAGGACCCUGAUCCGGAGUACGACCCCCGGGAGCAGGACCUAACCGAGAGGAGUCUGAGGAAAAAACUGGGCAGCAACUUUGACCCCAACUUCAUGUCCAUCAGCUCGCCCAUGCUGCUCAACCUCUCCACGCCAGACAACCAGGUGAAGCAGCAGGGACCCAUGCCUAACGAGAUUAAAAAGCUGGACCUCACAGAGACGCCUUAUGGGAAGCGCGUAAAAGUGGGAAAGAAAGCCCGCAGGAAAUUCCUGCAGUGGCUGUGGACCUACACGCACUGCCCCGUGGUGUACACCUGGAAGGAUUUGGGCGUGAGGUUCUGGCCACGUUACAUCAAGGAGGGAAACUGUUUCUCUGAGCGUUCUUGCUCCUUCCCCGAGGGGAUGUCCUGCAAGCCAGUCAAGUCAAUCACCAAGAUUUUCCUGCGGUGGUAUUGCCAAGGGUUUUUAAGACAGAAAUACUGUACGUGGAUACAGGUGCAAUACCCAAUCAUCUCAGAGUGCAAGUGCUCGUGCUGA